Neospora caninum is the source of this 1065-nucleotide messenger RNA. RefSeq lists its product as hypothetical. The transcript has 2 exons. Lineage: Eukaryota; Apicomplexa; Conoidasida; Eucoccidiorida; Sarcocystidae. Bases 1 to 1065 code for a protein of 354 amino acids. The record is from RefSeq and is a predicted model, not a curated record.
AUGAAGGGUCGGUGGCGAAAAGACAAAAGCUCGGCGGGCUGUUCCGGCCACUCUUCUGCCUCGUCUCUCGCGUCUUCUGCGCUCUCCUCGGCCUGCGCUUCGCAAACGCUCCCGUCCGGAGAGGCGAGUACCACGCAUCUCUGGUCUAAGAGUGGGAAAGCCACUGACAGGAGUUCCUCCGAGAAACCUGGCGCCUCUGUCGCGACUUCGUCAGCCGCGGAUGUCGAGACAGCUGGGUUCUUCUCGCGACAGAGACUGGCCAAGGUCCAGGCAGAGAAAGGCGAUCGAGACCCUGAAAACGCCGGCGCGGUCUUUGCAUGCAAAUCGAUGAAGCAGAGCGAAUUUGCCCUGUGUGACGCAAGCAGCUUCUCUGGGUUCAAGAAAGCGCUCGAAGGCGGAUCGAUCUACUUGCCGAAUUUCUGCUGCGAUAAAGACGACUUUUCCAUCUUCAACAAUCUCCUGCGCGACGUGCAGAGAUACGCCGAAGAGCAGGAAUCCUCGGACGCCGCUUCUGCGCCGCCUCGAGACUCUUCCUCUUCUUCCUCUGCUUCCUCUGUCGCUGACGUUUCUUCCUCGGUUCUGCCUUUUGCAGGAACCGUGACUUGGUCUCGGCAUUUGAAGCACGAGAAUCCUUCGUUUUCGCCCACGUUUCGUCGGGUAAUCGCACAGCUGAGCAGCUACUUUGACGUCGAGGUGUAUGCGACGCGAAUGAAUCUGUACAUGAACGGGUCGCACUGGAAGCCUCUCCACAAAGACUCGCAUGCAUACUCGCCGGUGACGCACAUGCAGGAAGACUUCACGGUCGGCGCGUCGUUUGGGGCCUCGCGAGAGCUCGAGUUUGUCCACGACACGAACGAUACCUUUCGCUUCGCCUUUCCGCAACACAAUGGCGACGUCUUUGCCUUCAACUGCGAGGUGAACAAGGCCUUCAAACACGGUGUGCCUGCCGUGCAGAGCGAGACGCACGGCCUGCGGUUCAGCGUCGUUCUUUGGGGGCGUCGACGCAAACUGACAAAGCGAAACGCAGGAGUCAGCGAGUUGAGGCGCGAGGGGAUACUUCCCUGA